CACCAACACCUGGCGGGGCUUGCUGGACACUGCCUGCAAGCGGAGCCAAAAUUAGUCUUAUUUGAAUAUGGCGAGCUUGGUUUUCUGUGUGACUACUUGCACAUGCGGCGUGGAACGCCGCACGAGCCUGGGCAGGCACAACUGGUGGAUUUUUCUCACCAAAUAGCAGAGGGCAUGGCUUUUCUGCACUCGCGAACGGUUCUAGUCUCAGCCCUCUCCGGACGCAAUAUUGUGCUGACCACCGAGUUACAUUGCAUGAUCUGCCACGGGGCAGUCGUUCCCGAGAGCAAAGAUCGGUUUGUCUUCAAGGGCUGUGCCGCACCAGCCAUUCAGUGGAUGGCCCCCGAGAGCAUCGCCCAUCAUCGUUUUAACAACCAAUCAGAUGUCUGGUCACUUGGGGUCACCAUGUGGGAGGUGUUUACCUUUGGAAGCGUGCCUUUUGCGCAAUUGGCAACUGGUGAUCUUUUUUACCACCUUGAGCUGGGCAUGCGGCCCGAGCAGCCUGAAUCCAUGCCACCGGCCGUGAGACAUUUGCUUCAACGCUGUUGGCAAUUUGAGCCACAAGCGCGUCCAUCG
Molecule: messenger RNA, 576 nt
Organism: Monosiga brevicollis MX1
Lineage: Eukaryota; Choanoflagellata; Craspedida; Salpingoecidae
Exons: 3
Biological process (GO): protein phosphorylation; multicellular organism development; cell surface receptor protein tyrosine kinase signaling pathway
Cellular component (GO): signaling receptor complex
Molecular function (GO): ATP binding; transmembrane receptor protein tyrosine kinase activity
Source: RefSeq, a predicted model, not a curated record